Molecule: messenger RNA, 1372 nt
Organism: Cynara cardunculus var. scolymus (artichoke)
Lineage: Eukaryota; Viridiplantae; Streptophyta; Magnoliopsida; Asterales; Asteraceae
Product: serine/arginine-rich splicing factor SR45a
Exons: 8
Coding region: 374-1141 (255 amino acids)
Biological process (GO): positive regulation of mRNA splicing, via spliceosome
Cellular component (GO): spliceosomal complex
Molecular function (GO): RNA binding
Source: RefSeq, a predicted model, not a curated record
UCAAAUUUCGCGAUCUAGGGUUCUUGUCUGCAACGAAAUGGCUGACUCGCCUCGAAGAAGUUUGAUGAAGGAAAGGGUUUUGUGAGGUGAAGUUGUUUCUUGUUAAAAAUAAGACAUUGUUGAGUAUAUGAAGGGAAGAUACAUGUUCUUGUUGGGAAAUGGGAAUGAUUGUAUUAGAAAGAGAACCAGAUACUGAAAUUUGAGCAGCAUGUUAUCGAAGUUGUAUUUGUCGUUAAGGGGGGUUGCUACAUUUUCUUUAAUGAGUUUUGAUGCAAAUGUUUGAGAUUCCACACACACUAAGUGAUUUUAUGGAUAGAUGUUUUAAACAACUUGACGAGAGUUUGAACCCUUGACAUGUCAACUACGGGAUUACAUGUAUUCACGCUCCCCUCUGUAUGAAGCACCAUCCAGGUCCAGGUCCAGGUCCAGGUCUCGAUCUAGAUCAAGAUCCUGGUCAAGGUCAAGAGGCAGGCCUGUAUCGAGAUCAAGAUCAAGAAGUCGUGGCAGGGAAGAGGCAAUAAAUCCUGGAAAUACACUUUACGUCACUGGUCUAUCUACACGUGUUACACAGGACCAGCUUGAAGAACAUUUUUCAAAAGAGGGAAAGGUGGCUAACUGUUUUCUGGUUGUGGAACCUCGUUCACGCAUCUCCCGUGGCUUUGCUUUUAUCACUAUGGAAACUCUUGAGGAUGCUAAUCGCUGCAUAAAACAUCUUAAUCAGUCGGUUCUUGAACAUCGCCAGAUAACUGUGGAGAGAUCGCGAAGGAAACGCCCAAGAACACCCACACCUGGUCAUUACCUAGGCCUGAAAAACACUCGGGACACUGGCUAUCGGGGUGAUAGAGGGAGGUAUCGUGGUGGGUCUGGACGUGAUGACUAUGGAUACCGGAGGUCUCCACGGCGGUCACCGCCACCAUAUAGAGGUGGUCGUAAUUACUCUCCUCCAAGGAGGUCCCCACCACCAUAUAGAGGUGGUCGUGAUUACUCUCCUCCAAGGAGGUCCCCACCACCAUAUAGAGGCGGCCGUGAUUACUCUCCUAGGCGCUCACCUUAUUACGGAGGGAGAUCAAGGAGGGAGCGAACAAGGUCUCCUCCAUAUUCUCCUUACAGGAGUCCUGAAAGGCACUAUGGUCGUCGUUAGGUAAGGAUUUUCUCAGGCCGCUGCUGAUUGAAAAUAUGUGGUCUAACUGUGAAUUUGGCAGAUGUUUUUUCUGCCCUUUCCGAAUGUUGAAUUUGGCAGAUGUUGAUGUUUAACCUCUUGUGAACUAUAUAUGUUGCGUUACAUCCAGUCUUAUGGUUUGUUAAAAGAGUUUUGUUGCUGGUUUUAUAUGGAUCUUUAUUUAUGGAGGAAAACUUUAAGAUGAGAAGAAUU